Messenger RNA from Setaria italica (foxtail millet), 1520 nucleotides. Its product is annotated as protein ROS1-like. The transcript is spliced from 11 exons. The record is from RefSeq and is a predicted model, not a curated record. Bases 171 to 1301 code for a protein of 376 amino acids. NCBI's taxonomy places the organism in Eukaryota, Viridiplantae, Streptophyta, Magnoliopsida, Poales, Poaceae. Gene Ontology annotation, biological process: DNA repair. Gene Ontology annotation, molecular function: 4 iron, 4 sulfur cluster binding; DNA demethylase activity; DNA N-glycosylase activity.
AAAUAGUUUCUGUGGUAGGAGAAUGCAUUUGAAACUACAAAAAAUGUGACAAAUUCCUCUUGUUUUAGGUUGAUACAAAUGUAGCUCGCAUAGUGACAAGGCUAGGAUGGGUCGAACUUCAACCUUUACCAAAUUCUCAAGAGUUCCAUCUGGUGAACACAUAUCCUGUCAUGGCUGACAUUCAAAAGUACCUUGACCCCUUAUUGUGCAAGAUUCCUGCAGAUGGAGUGUAUGAACUACAUUGCCAACAGAUAACAUUUGGAAAGUCAAUAUGCACCAAACGACAACCAAAUUGUGGUGCCUGCCCAUUCACUGGAGAGUGCAAGUACUUUCAAAGUCUUGUUUCAAGAGCUAAGGGUGCACUCCCGGAGUAUAGUCAGCAGCAAGAAAGAGGACAAACAGACAUGGAUGGAAGACCAAGACAUACUCUAAUUAUCAGACCGGGUACUAAACAGAUGCAUCAGUACCAAAUUGAAAUGGGAAAAGGUACAGAAAGGCAUUGCAAUGAGCCCAUUAUCCAGGAACCAGAAACUCCACCAUAUGAAGAUCUAGGAGCACAAAGGCCCAUUAUUCAGGAACCAGAAACUCCACCACAUGAAGAUCUAGGAGCACAAAGUGACGAAGAAUUUGAACAGGAGUAUGAGGAUGGUGAUGAUGAUCAUAUAGAAGAUGAAAUGAUAGAUCUCCGGCCAACGCAACAAACAGAGAAUGGAGCCACAGGGCAAGAACAUGGAAAGGAGAUAAUUUCAAUCCAUUCGAGUGUCCCGUCAACUCCAAUGAUAAAGAGAUACCGUCUACGAACAGAGUACACUGCGUACAAGAUCCGUGAUGGGCAUGAAAUUUUGGACAGGUUUGAGUUUGACCCAAGGGUUCCCGAUGAUCAGAUUCCAUACCUCCUAAUAAUUCGUAGUUUGUUGGAUGAAUAUAAUGUGACUGCCACAAUUUUGAUACCUUGCCGGACGGCAAACGGAGGAGUAUUCCCAUUGGAUGGUACAUACUAUCAAAACAAUGAGGUUUUUGCUGACCAUUCAUCCAGCCGCUCACCUAUAAAAAUAAAAAGGGAAAUUAUUGAUAUAUACAGCCAGUGCACUGUGUAUUUUGGUACCUCAAUACAUUCUGUCACCAAAGAUCAAACGCUACAAGGAAUCCAUCAGUUCUAUCAUAAAGGGUACAUAUGUAAUAGAGAGUUUGACCGCAGUACCAGGCGUUCAAAAGUAUUGUCUGCUCAGAUACAUGCCACCAAUGGAAAAGGAACCGGCAGGAAGAGGUCCAUGACUAGUUAUGUAGUUGAAGCCAGGUAAUGACAAAGAUGGAGUGCAAUCCAGUUAAACAAGCAUAAAACAGUUCGCGAAGUUUUACAAGACCAGAUUAGCAUCACUAUUGAUUGAACCAAAAUAAAAUUACUUUUAUGCGUGGGUCGCACGACUGAACCAUCAUGUGCUACAUGCAUGCGCAAAAUCACCUUGUACUGCACCAACUCCUUUUUCUUCUUGGAAAUAUGAAAUAUUUUCCUUGUCCUC